Staurois parvus is the source of this 1074-nucleotide messenger RNA. Lineage: Eukaryota; Metazoa; Chordata; Amphibia; Anura; Ranidae. The record is from the annotation of a GenBank genome assembly.
AUGGGGAAACUGCUGAAAGUCACACUGGUUGGGGUCUUCCUGGCCUUUCUAGGAGAAAGAAUCGUGCGAUUCACCCAUCGUGCCAACCUGUUCAGAGAGAUAGAACCUGUUGAGCUUCCAAACUGUCACCUUUUGGAUGGCAUUGAGUAUGGAUCUGAAGACAUUGAAAUUCUUCCCAAUGGGCUGGCAUUUAUCAGUUCUGGUUUGAAGUACCCCGGUAUGUUCAGCUUUGCACCUAGUAGACCCGGAGAAAUCUUUCUCGUAGAUCUGAAUGAGGAAAACCUUCGCCCGUCCACCCUGCGCAUAAGCCGAGGAUUUGACAUCUCUACCUUCAGCCCUCAUGGACUUAGCAUAUACAUAGAUGAAAACGAUGACACGGUGUACCUGUUCGUGGUGAAUCAUCCUCACAUCUCUAAGUCCACGGUGGAGAUAUUUAAAUUUUCUGAAGAUGAAAAUGUUCUGGUGCACCUGAAGACAAUUAAGCACGCUUCCCUAUACAAUGUGAAUGACAUUGUCGCUGUUGGACCCGAAAGCUUUUAUGCCACUAAUGAUCAUUACUUUACGGAUUUCACCUUGAGAUUUGUGGAAAUGCUCCUCGGGUUAAGAUGGACGAAUGUCGUGUAUUACAGCCCUAGUGAUGUCAGAGAAGUGGCAACAGGGUUUCAUUAUGCCAAUGGGAUUGCAAUGUCGAAUAAUAGAAGGUUCAUAUAUGUUGCUGAUCUCUCUGACAAAACAAUUAACGUGUUAGAGAAACACGCAAACUGGACUCUGUCAUCAGUAAAGGUGCUCCAGCUGGAAGCAUUGGUGGAUAAUCUGUCGGUGGACCCAGUCACUGGUGAUAUUUGGACAGGAGCUCAUCCGAAUGGACUUAAACUGCUUAAAUACAAUGCAGAGAAUCCACCAGGCGCAGAGGUGAUCCGUGUCCAGAACAUUCACUCUGAUAACCCCAUCGUGACCACCAUAUACGCCAACGAUGGCUCAGUGCUUCAGGCAUCGACCUGUGCCAGCGUAUGGGAGAAGAAUCUACUGGUGGGCACAAUAUUCCACAAAGCUCUCCACUGCAAGUUGGAGUAA